UAACACGUGGGAGGACCGCAUAUUUUUCCAAGGCUCAACACAGUUAUGGGCACCCUUCGAGGAGUUUGGAAACAAUUGUAGGGGAAUAUAAUUAAGCUCAAAAUCACGGAAUAUCUAUCAUGGAAGAUGAGAUGGGUUCUGGUAAUAGAGAAAGAGAUUUGAACGGCACAAGUACAGAAGUCCAAGCUUUAGAUGCAGGCGCCCUCUUUGUCUUAGAAUCAAAAGGAACAUGGAUUCAUGCUGGCUUUCAUUUAACAACCUCCGUAGUGUCCCCUGCACUUCUGAGUUUGCCGUUUGCUUUUGCCUCUCUUGAAUGGGCUGGAGGAGUAAUAUGCCUUACUAUUGAUGCACUCGUCACUUUCUAUUCAUAUAAUCUCCUUUCCCUCGUGCUUGAGCAUUUGGAAUUGCACGGAAACAGAAAAUUGAGGUUCAGAGAUGUUAGAUAUCAUGUUAUGGGUACGAAUCAGAAUAUUCUCACCUUUUCAGUGUUUUGGGUCUUGUGCACUUGUAACAGGCGUUAUCCAUUGAAAGACCUCUAG
Cryptomeria japonica (Japanese cedar) is the source of this 539-nucleotide messenger RNA. RefSeq names its product GABA transporter 1-like. NCBI's taxonomy places the organism in Eukaryota, Viridiplantae, Streptophyta, Pinopsida, Cupressales, Cupressaceae. Gene Ontology annotation, cellular component: plasma membrane. The transcript is spliced from 2 exons. The coding region runs from base 120 to 539 and encodes 139 amino acids. The record is from RefSeq and is a predicted model, not a curated record.